This is a messenger RNA of Prunus mume (Japanese apricot), 1681 nucleotides long. Its product is annotated as glutamate dehydrogenase 2. Gene Ontology annotation, cellular component: mitochondrion. Gene Ontology annotation, biological process: L-glutamate catabolic process. The record is from RefSeq and is a predicted model, not a curated record. NCBI's taxonomy places the organism in Eukaryota, Viridiplantae, Streptophyta, Magnoliopsida, Rosales, Rosaceae. Gene Ontology annotation, molecular function: L-glutamate dehydrogenase (NAD+) activity.
UACUCACCAACCACUUCACUCUUUUUUUCAUCACCAUUUGCUUAGCUCUCUUUGUCGUCUUCAAUUUUCACCUUCUCACAAAUCCCAUUGCGUUAUUUUGGCCACCACCCAAUUUUUAUUCCCUUUGGCUUGGAGUUCUCCUUCGGUAUCUUGAAAAGUUUUCCCAUCACUUUCUCUUUUCUGGGUAGUCUCUGUUUUUGAGUUUUGUUGGCAGCCAUGAACGCCCUCGCCGCAACAAGCCGCAAUUUUCGCAACGCGGCCCGUAUUCUUGGAUUGGAUGCUAAGAUUGAGAAGAGUCUCUUGAUCCCUUUCAGAGAGAUCAAGGUGGAGUGCACAAUUCCGAAGGACGAUGGAAGCUUGGUUUCGUACGUUGGAUUCAGAGUGCAACAUGAUAAUGCACGUGGACCAAUGAAGGGAGGGAUCAGAUAUCAUCCUGAGGUUGAUCCGGAUGAAGUAAAUGCCCUGGCCCAACUUAUGACCUGGAAGACUGCUGUGGCGGACAUUCCAUAUGGUGGAGCAAAGGGUGGAAUUGGAUGCACCCCAAGGGAGUUAAGUAAAAGUGAGUUGGAGCGUCUGACUCGUGUCUUCACUCAGAAAAUCCAUGAUCUCAUUGGAACUCAUACUGAUGUUCCUGCACCUGAUAUGGGCACCAAUGCCCAGACAAUGGCAUGGAUUUUGGAUGAGUACUCCAAAUUUCACGGUCACUCACCAGCUGUUGUGACUGGAAAGCCCAUUGAUCUUGGGGGAUCACUAGGUAGGGAGGCUGCAACUGGACGCGGUGUUGUUUUUGGAACGGAAGCUUUACUUGCAGAAUAUGGGAAGUCAGUUAAAGAUUUGACUUUUGUUAUUCAGGGUUUUGGAAAUGUGGGAUCCUGGGCAGCAAGGCUUAUACACGAGAGAGGUGGUAAGGUUAUUGCUGUGAGUGACAUCACUGGCGCAAUUAAGAACCCAAAUGGAAUUGAUAUCACGGAGUUGAUUAAGCACAAGGAAAACACUGGGAGUUUAUUAAAUUUCAGUGGUGGAGAUAACAUGGACCCUAAUGAACUGCUAGUACAUGAAUGUGAUGUUCUCAUCCCUUCUGCUUUAGGAGGAGUUCUGAACAGGGAAAAUGCUUCAUCUGUGAAGGCCAAAUUCAUUGUAGAGGCCGCAAAUCACCCUACUGAUCCAGAAGCAGAUGAGAUUCUAUCCAAGAAAGGAGUUAUAAUACUCCCAGAUAUAUAUGCAAAUGCUGGUGGUGUGACUGUUAGCUAUUUUGAGUGGGUUCAGAAUAUUCAAGGUUUUAUGUGGGACGAAGAGAAGGUCAAUAAUGAGCUCCAAAGGUACAUGACUCGGGCCUUCCAUAACAUCAAGAACAUGUGCAAGACCCACGAGUGUAAUCUCAGAAUGGGUGCCUUCACAUUGGGUGUAAACCGGGUUGCGCGUGCCACCGUCUUAAGGGGUUGGGAAGCAUAAAGAGCUUCUGUCAGUCUGUUGGAUUUCUUCUUUAUCUCUUCAAUACACAGUCACAGCCGAGGGCUGAAGAGGCAGCUUGAAGAAGCCAUUCUUUGUAACCUCCAAAAUUCUCUGUUCUCUUUUUCUGCAGUUAAUUGUGGCAUUUUUUGGCAGAUUUUGUAUCGAUUGGAGGAAGUGAUUCGUGAAGAAAAAUAUGAUUUUCUUGUUGCAAUGUGGCUCAAAUGAUAAA